AUUUAUAUCGAUCCUCCCACCCCUUAGCAACCAGUGCAGUGUACCGUCGCAACCAUGGAGGAAAAACUGUCCCUAAUGGAGACGAAAAUUCCACAGGAGCAACAAGAACUCGUCGACGCUCGUAUUCAACAACUACAAUGUUCCAUUGCAGCACUCUUGGCAGAGAAUGAGAUGUUUGAACGUUUUAUCUCCCGCCUGGACCCUCAAGGCCUGUUGUUGACCCCGCCUGAGAGUCUGGGAGACACCAGAACCACUCAGCUUGAGAGGGUGGGUCAAAGAUGGGGGCGGAGAUCUCAGUGCAACUUGCCCGAUGGCCUUUUGCAACUGACGUUGGACCAGAAACUCAGCAUAGCACAAAGGGAAGUAGCAGAGGUGAUAAAAGAAAAAGAGAAACACAAAGAUACAUUUGAGAAAAUUAAGGACAACUACAAGGCCUCCCUAAAAGAAACAGAGCAACAGCGAGCAGACAUCCGCAGUGCCAAGAAUGAACUGGAAGACAGACUAGUCAAACCAAUGGUGAAGAUGUCCAACAUGAGAGGACCAGAGAAGGUGCUCCAGUACAUCAGGAGUAAGGGCACACAGUGUGAGACUUUAAAACUGAAGAUCCAAGCCCUGAAGGUGCAGGAGAAGAGGCUCCAGCAGCAGCUGCAGGAGAAGAGAGACAUGGGAAAAGCAGGACAUGAGGACAUUUUCACGGAGUACAGUGAGCCGAUAAUGGACAUCAACCUCGGGGAGCUGCGGGUCAAACUUUUGCAAGCGCAGCGUGUCCUCAACUCUCACAAGGAGAUGCUUCAGGGUGUGACCCAGGAGUCCAUAGAGCUGAGUAGUGACAUCACCAGAAGGAAGGAGAUGCUGGAGAAAAUGGAGGAGGACAUGCUGCGUGCUGAAGAGGAGCGUUUGAAGGCUGAGGGUCUCAACAAGCAGCUGCGCCACCAGAUGUCAGAGCACCAGGCGCCUGACGUUGCCCAGUACAUGCACGUCAAGGACGAACACAAGAAGCUGCAGCAGAGCGUCCACACCUGGCAGAGGAAGGUUGGGAUUGCUGAGAUGACCUCAAAGACUAAAUCCCGGAGCAAACCCAGAGGCACUCCAGUAAACAGUGCAGAUGUUGGAACAUUGAAGCUGCCACAAAUAGCACAGGAUGGCAGAGUGUAGUGUCAGAUGAUUUUAGAAAUUAGAAAAGAACCUCUCAGGUUCAUAGCUAUUUCAUUAAAAUUCGACAACUGCUUUUUUAAAUUAUCCUGUUAAAUAUUAGUUGCUUGUUUGGGUUUCAAAUUUUCAGAAAUCUUUGAUGGAAACCUUCAAAAUUUGACAUUUUUUUAUGGCAAUGACAAUGACAAUGAUGCUAUGAGUUCAUAAACUUUACAAAUAUAAUUUGCGAUGAUGGCUGAAUAAUUUUGUGCAAGCUAAUAACAGAAAUGAAAACAAAAAUAUAACUAUAAAAGAUCAUGUUUUAUCUUGAUUUAUUUCAGAAUAUAACUUUUUUUGUGUGUUAAUUGAACAACAAAAACAAUGUUGAAUUGCAGUAUUGUAUUGCAGUAUUCCCUAUGACUCUAUUGCAUUACUCACAUUUUCUUGUGUAACGUGUAGCUAUAUUAACAUCCAGAUUGAGGGUUUGAACCACCAUUGGAACAUCUGUUUGUGUGGCUUCUUCCCACACACCUAAAACAUGCAUGUCAGGCUAAGCGCUACAUCGGGGUGUCCGACGUGCGGCUCGGGGGCCAUUUGGAGCUCACGGCACAUUCAAAAAAAUCUAAUUUAACAAGAAAACAAAAAAAAAACAAACAAGAAUACAAUCCAAAUAUUAAGAGAAAAAACUUGAAAUCUAACGCUAUGUCAUAAUUUUACAAGAACAUAAAUGCUGAAAAAAAAUGUCAUUUUAGUAGCAAAGUUGAAAUAUUAAAAAAAAUAUAUUUUACAAGAAUCAAGUAUUAAGACCAAAAAACAACAAAGACGUAUUCUAAUGGGAAAAAGCUGUAAUUUUAUGAGAAUAAACUUGUAAUAUUAUGAUGAAAAAUAAUGUUAUCUUAG
Messenger RNA from Dunckerocampus dactyliophorus (ringed pipefish), 2031 nucleotides. RefSeq names its product coiled-coil domain containing 113 (gene cfap263). Bases 55 to 1155 code for a protein of 366 amino acids. Gene Ontology annotation, biological process: cilium assembly. The transcript is spliced from 9 exons. The record is from RefSeq and is a predicted model, not a curated record. Gene Ontology annotation, cellular component: ciliary basal body; axoneme. NCBI's taxonomy places the organism in Eukaryota, Metazoa, Chordata, Actinopteri, Syngnathiformes, Syngnathidae.